GCCACAGGGGUAACUAGAUAUUCUUCUCAGAGAGCUGAAGUUUGUGUGCCCAAAACUAGAUCGACAUGAAAAUUCACUUAGCUACGUAGUGACAAAUCGCCGCCUGUACAGUCGAUUCAGCUAGUUCAAGCAAAGUAGAGUGACUACCAUUCUUUCACUUGUACUUAGACUCCUAAUACACCUCAAACCUCAGAAUAAUACUAAAAAACGUGCCAGUGAACCCUGAGAGGGGUUAACCUCCCCCUGCUGAGAGGGCAGUGUUCUUCCGUCACCCCUGGAGCUUCUGUGAGAGGGUAAACAACCUCCCACCCACAGCCACUACCAAGGAGUGUCCAGGCACAGACGGCUGCUCCAGUCUGCUCUCCUGGAAAGGGCGUGCAUGUGAGGACCAUGGAAUGAGCUUCAGAUGUGAGCUCGAUCAGGUGGAAGUUAUAUGAACUACUUCGAGCCCAAGGUGUCUUGAAAGGAAGAAUGUCUGCCAAUUCGGACCCUGGUGUUGUGUGUGUUUAUGGCGACUCGGAGGAGAUGGGGAGACCUUCACCUGAUAACCCCCCUGUGGAGCCCCAGUACGUCCACAAGGUGGCCCUGCACCCUCCCAGCCCACCACAAACCCCUGCCACCCUCCCUCCAAAAGGGAGGAACUGCAGGAGGUUGGCAGUGACGGCCGCGGUCAGCGCCCUGCUUCUUCUCCUGGUGGCGGGGAUCCUCCUGGGCUACCACCUGUCUUCCGUGUGUUUUGGGGUGCGGUGCGAGGAUGACGUCUGUCUCCUCCACUCCCAGUGGUGUGACGGAGUGGCCGACUGCCCCGGGGGGGAGGAUGAAGCCACGUGCUUCAGGGUGUUUGGCUCUGGUUUUCUCCUUCAGAUCUACAGGUCUGAGGACCGCUCCUGGAAGCCAGUGUGCUCAGAAGGCUGGACUACGAACCUCGGGCAAACCGCUUGCCAGAGGAUCGGAUACAGUCUUGACCGAAGUAUUACGAACAGGUACACCUCAGCGCGGUCUGGACAAAUGAAGAUCAACGCGAGUAACGGAUUCCCCCAGGUGAAGACGGGGUCAAGCCCAGACACAAACAUACUGAAGCUGUUCAUCAACAGCAACAACUGUUCCAGUGGGAGUGGCGUUACUCUGCGAUGCGUCGACUGUGGGACCAGAGUGACCUCCGCGUCUAGCCGUACGGCGAAGGAGCAGCCCGCCAUUCUGGGGGCGUGGCCUUGGCACGCCCUGCUGACCAGCUCCGUCACCUGCAGCGGCACCAUCAUCAGCCCCUAUUGGAUCGUCACGGCAGCUAGCUGCGUGCAGACGGACUCCAGCCCUCAGGCCUGGAAGGUGUUUGCAGGUGUAGUAAAUACCUGGACCACUGCGUUUCAUGAUGGUUUUCAAGUCAGCCACAUUCUGGCCCACGAGGCCUUUCAAGCCAACACUGGGAGGAACAACAUUGCUCUGAUGAGGCUCACCAAACCACUCGUGAUGACAAGUAAUAUCAGGCCUGUGUGUCUGACCAAUGUCGGGCUCGACUUCAAAGCUUCCAGGCGAUGCUGGACAACAGGAUUUGGCAGCACAGAACUCAAGCAUGGCGGCUCGGAGUUCCUGAUGGAGGCGGAGGUGACGUUGUUGGACCCCGCGGCCUGCCGCGACCUCCCAGGUUCUGAUGGGGCCUCCGCCCGGGACGGGGUCUGUGCUGGAACCCCGGGGGCGGUGGAGAAGCCGUGUGAGGUUGACUUAGGUGGCCCCCUGGUGACAGAGGAGGAUUCUGUAUGGUGGCUCAUUGGGGACAGAAGCUGGGCGUACGGAUGUGUCUCGGGCAUCCCGGCAGCCUAUGGAAACGUCACCUUCUACCUACAGUGGCUCUAUGAGCAGAUGCAGAAAUAUCCAGAUGAGGAACAACACAAAGAUGAAGGUCAAUACGUCUUUGAAUUUGAAUGAAGACAAAUAUCAGAACAGCUACGGUACAAAGACAUAUGCUACUGGGAGUCAGACUAGUAUUCCGAAGGUUGCCGGAUCGAUUCCCCGCCAAGCCAAAAUGACGUUGUGUCCUUGGGAAAUUCUGGAUAAGAGCGUCUGCUAAAUGUAAAUGUAAUGUCUAAAUGCUACUGCUUUCGAAUGAUUCAGCGCUAUCCUUAUUUAUUGGUCAUGUUCUACUGCGCUUUACUACAGAACGUGUAGUUAUCUCUAAGUACUGAACAUCAGUGUAGCGCUUGUCGUUAUCUUUGGAAAUCCCAUCAUUAAGGGAGACGGAUGGACAUUUCCGGAUGUUUUCCACUGCAUGAAUCCUAAAUCUCGAGGUGAAGUACUACAUUUCAAUACUAGAUGUCACUCAAAGCACACACAUCUCACAUUUUAUAUAUUUUGUAAUGAUUGCAUAUGAAAUAUCCAUAUUAAUUGCAAGAGGAAUGUUAUGUUUAAUCAGGUUCAUAUAAUUACGUAUGUACAGAUCACAAAUUCAGCACAUAUAAACACACAAAAAUAAACCAGAUGAACAUGGCAAAGCAUUCUGUACCUGUAACAACGUUGUUUU
Messenger RNA from Hypomesus transpacificus, 2515 nucleotides. Its product is annotated as transmembrane protease serine 2-like. The transcript is spliced from 14 exons. Bases 472 to 1923 code for a protein of 483 amino acids. Gene Ontology annotation, cellular component: membrane. Gene Ontology annotation, molecular function: serine-type endopeptidase activity; protein binding. Lineage: Eukaryota; Metazoa; Chordata; Actinopteri; Osmeriformes; Osmeridae. Gene Ontology annotation, biological process: proteolysis. The record is from RefSeq and is a predicted model, not a curated record.